GGAAGUCAACUAUUCUGCUGUUACAUUGAUACCCUGACAGUGGUAGUGAUGUUAGCUUGUUUUCCUUGACACUUCUAGCUCAUCCCUUUGCAUUGGUUAUUGCCACCAAGCCUGUAAGGAACCAUGGCCGAGCAGGCCCCGGGAUCUCAACCUGACGGGGCGCUCCAGCAGCGAGUAGCCAUCCUGGAGCAGGAGAGAGCUGAGUUGAUCAGGGUCAAGGAGAAGAUGGAGGCGGAGUUCAACCAUAAGCGAGCCAAGAUUAAGGAACUCUACCUUUCCAAGGAGGAGGAGUUGCAGAGGCAGAGGGCCUCCCUAGACGGGGCCCAGGCGGACCGGAGUGCCCUGCAGGUCCAGCUGGCCCAGGCGCAGGCCGACAUGGAGAACAUCAAGGCGGUGGCCACCGUGUCGGAGAGCACCAAGCAGGAGGCCAUCGACCAGGUCCGCAGCCAGUGGCAGGAGGAGGUGGCCUCGCUGCAGGCCAUCAUGAAAGAUACGGUGUCUGAGUACGAGGAGCAGUUCCACCAGCGUCUGGACCAGGAGCGGGCCCAGUGGAACCAGUACCGCGAGGCGGUGGAGCGCGAGCUGGCGGAGCUGCGCAGGAGGCUCACUGAGGGUCAGGAGGAGGAGAACCUGGAGGACGACAUGAAGAGAGCCCAGGAGGAUGCAGAGAAACUGCGCUCGGUGGUGAUGCCAAUGGAGAAGGAGAUCGCUGCUCUGAAAGCCAGGCUAGCCACCUCGGAUGAAAGGGUGAAGGAGCUGGAGGCGUCCAAGGUGAAAGAGCUCAACCACGUUCUGGAGGCGGAAAAGUCGUGUCGCACGGACCUGGAGAUGUACGUGGCCGUCCUCAACACUCAGAAGUCAGUGCUGCAGGAAGACGCUGAGAAACUACGCAAGGAGCUCCACGAAGUGUGUCACAAGCUGGAGCUGGAGCGGCAGCAGCACAACCAGCUGAAGCACACGUGGCAGCGGGCCAACGACCAGUUCCUGGAGUCCCAGCGGCUGCUGAUGAGGGACAUGCAGCGCAUCGAGAGCGUGCUCUCCUCCGAGCAGCUCCGCCAGGUGGAGGAGACGAAGAAGAAGGACCAGGAGGAGGAUGAGAUGGAACGUCUGAGCCAGGCACAGGACCACCAGGAUGAUGAGGGUGGGGACAACACAGAACCUCUGGACGACAUGAGCCUGGGCCAGAGCCACGAAAAGUACCAAUCCAACCACAGCACUCACGGCUCCAUGCACUCACUGGACACUGAAGUGGUGACCAGUGCUCCCUCCGACCCCUACUGGGACAGCCUGCGGCGGGUCCAGUCCACAGACAGCCUGGGCUCCUCUCUGGGGGCCCCGCAGGGCCUCGGGGCCUACAACCACAAGGCCAAGUCGGCCAGCCACCUGGACUCUGAGUCGGACUUCGGGCCCCUGGUGGGCGCCGACUGCGGGGCCUCGGACGGCUUCAGCGACGCCCUGUCGGUCAGCUCCAUGAAGCUGACGUCCAGCCACUUCCUGCUCACCAAGGACCAGGAGAAGGCCAUCAAGGCCAUGACCCCCGAGCAGGAGGAGACGGCCUCGCUGCUGUCCAGCAUCUCCCACGCCCCGGACACCGCCUUCCUGCCCCCCUCCGGGUACCGGCUGGUCAGCGACAGCGAGUGGAACCUGCUCCAGCAAGAGGUGAAGAACGCCGGCAGGAAGCUGGGCCGGCGCUGCGACAUGUGCUCCAACUACGAGAAGCAGCUGCAGGUCAUCCAGGGGCAGGAGGCGGAGACCCGGGACCAGGUGAAAAAGCUGCAGAUGAUGCUGCGCCAGGCCAACGACCAGCUGGAGAGAACCAUGGCUGAGAAACAGGAGCUGGAGGAGUCUGUGAAGCUGGUCAACGAGGAGUUCACAGCCAAGGUGUCGGCCCUGGUGCAGAGAGUGCAGGAGUCUGAGGCGCUGCUCGCUGCUCUCCAACAGGCCUUCGGCCAGGCCAAGAGGAACACGCAGGAACAGAUGGCGGUGCUGAUGCAGUCCAGGGAGCAGGUGGCGGAGGAGCUGAGCCGCCUGCAGAGGGACAACGACAGCCUGAAGGGGAAGCACCGGCUGCACUCUGAGCUGCAGCAGGAGGAGGGCUUCCUGAUGCCCGGCACUGUGCAGGAGCUCCAGCCCCUGGUGGCGCAGUUGCGGGAGGCGGUGGUGACGGAGCGUACGGCCUCGGACCACCUGGAGGAGCGGCUGAUGGCGGAGGUGCUGUUCCUGAAGGAGCAGAUCCAGGCGGAGCAGUGCCUGAAGGAGAACCUGGAGGAGACGCUGCAGCUGGAGAUCGAGGGCUGCAAGGAGGAGAUCGCAUCCUGCUCCAGCCUGAAGACGGAGUUGGAGCGAGUCAAGAGGGAGCGUGAGGAGCUCCAGCGCAGUCUGGCAGAGAAGAGUCAGAGCCUGGAGCGCCUGCAGUCACGCAGCUCCAGCCUGGACGACCAGCUCAGGGAGCUCACCAGCACCAGGAGCUCCAUGGAGAACCAGAUGCUGGACGAGAGGGACAAGGCCCAGCGUCUGCAGACGGAGCUGGACGUCAGUGAGGCGGUGCAGAAGGACUUUGUCAAGCUGUCCCAGAACCUCCAGAUGCAGAUGGAGCGGAUAAGGCAGGCGGACUGCUUGGACCGCAUCAAAGUUAUUCUUAAUGACACCAACUUGACUGACAUCAACCAACUCCCAGACACAUGAUGCCGUUGAUUGGCCUCAAACUGUCCCCGCCCACCCGCCCAGCCGCCUCCCGUCCCUGUCCCCUGUGUCUGUGUCACUGACCCAAUAACCCCCCCGACCCGUCUUAAGCCCCUCCUCCCACUAUGAUGGGGCGGGCGGUACUGGGGGCGGCAUCAACAAAAAGUAAGCGAGACUUAUCGGAACACACAGAGGAAACUGCGGGCAAACUCUGCACUUGGGGGGUAAUCGCACGUGCGCGCGUUGCUCACGGACUCGCGGAGACGGAAACACUAACAGGAAAACUGUAAAUAACCUGAGAUACUGUCCGUGACAGAAGAAACUUAAGGCCCCUCUCCCUGUGUGUCUGUCCACUCCCCCGUCUCUCUGACCAUCUCUUGUUUCUACUGUAGAUGUAUAUAUAAAUAUAUGACUGUAUGUAUUAGCUCUACCAAAAAAAAAAGGAGUUUAUUGUCUUCUAAUGCACUUUUCACCUGCAUUUUCUUUCUUCAACUCAUCUUUUCGGUUUCCCCUCUUGUAUUAACAUUACACCAGGUUCCGCUCUCGCUCUCUCUCUCUCUCUCUCUCGCUCUCUCUCUCAAGGGAGUUGAAGAUGGCUUUUCCAGCCCACUGUUCCGCUGUUUGGGUCUUUGUUCCGAUGUCUCGGCUAGGCUUGUUUCUGUGAUGUUUUUUCCCGACUCCUCUUUAUGGUAAUUUUAAUCACCCACCCCAUACCCCCCUAACCCUUCAUCCUAUUCUGUGAGACCCUACGACAAUGAUUUAAUGAAGGAAAAAUGGAUGGAAAGUAUUUUCACAUGAUUCAACAAGGGUAAGAAGAAAAAGGAAAUAGAUCAUGAUGUGAGCAAUACCUUCCAUUUGUCUGUAAAGAUGUUUUUUUUCAAACCACUGAGUCCUAUUUUUAUCCUUUCGUGACUGUCUAGUCAGAAAACGAGAUGUGUGUGCAUGAAACUCAAGUCAUGCUACCCCAAUCUCUCUUCAAACAAUAUAUCCUCCUUCUUUGGGAUACAGUGUGAAUCCCUACACUUUUUUCAAGGAACUAAUAUAAUUAUCAAGCCACUCCUAUCUGUACUAGCAGUAAAUAAAUAGGUUAACAUGGUUGAGCAGAAGGACUUCAACAUAGUGUGUCAAAGGAGACCUUGAUCUUAGUAUUACAAAACAGAGUACUAUCUUAUAUCUUGAGUUCAUCUUAGUGUUCCUCAACAAAAUUUUAUUUUUGUGUAAGAUCUGACAAAAUAACAAAACACAUAACAAAACGAUUGGUCCUUAGAAUAAUAUGCAAUUGGCUGUUAAUAAAACACGUUUUUAAUCAGCAUCACAGCACAGGGAACAUAGCAGAGAUUGAGCAGAGAUUGAACUGCACGGUAUCAUAAUAAUAUUCAAAAUGAGUAUCUGGAGAAUGGCUCAUCAACUGGUUGGGACGCUGUAACAGGCUGGAUGCAGUUCCCUCUUUCUCCGCUAGGGAGAAUGAGGCUAUGGUUUAAAAUACAACUUUUAUUUUAAAAAUCCUACUCAUCCUGCUUUGUGUCCUCUUUAAAGACUAACUACUAACUAGACCCAAUUUGUGAAUUUGCUGCCAUCUUAAAUGCCUCACACAUCUUGAAGUACCAACAUAAAGUUAAGGAUACACUUCAAUAAAUGGUUAUUGGAUUUUAACGAUUAGAUGGCAGCAAAAGUAGUCUGUUCUGUAGUUGCUCUUUAAACUUCAAGCUCCUAUUCUGCUAUGACUAAUAGCCAUAACUGUUGCCCUAACUUGGGACAGAUGGUUUCUUGUUUAUUUUGAAAUCAGUUUAACACUUUAAGCAGCUUCUAACCCGUGUUGGCUGUAACCUUAUAAUGAAUGAGCACAGUAGUUGAAUCAUGCCAUUAAGGCCUAUGGCCUUUCUACAUCUGCAACCGCAUUAGAUUGAACACCACUCUUUACACAUGUUUAUUUUCUUCCCCUAAACUCUGGCAAGCCAAGUCCCCAGUAGGAUGACGGAUGAGUUUUAGAAGUGAAAAUGUGAACCAACAACCAGUCUAAGAUUAAUACGCGGUAAACAAUGAUGACUUCUAAAUUUUUGAGUGGGCAAGGGUUCAACCUACUCUGUUGUUACAGCUUGUCUCUGUAUUACGUGGUUAAAAGAGGAACUUGCACACUACACACGCUACAACCCACCUGGCCAACCUAACCAGCUUUUUAGGCCGCCGUUUCUCGUGAUUAUUCAAUUGAAACACAGGUAAAUGUCAAACACUGUUCAAAUAAUUCUUCGUUUUUAUUCUUUCAAUAUUGUGAACGCACCUUUUUAAUGAUUCAAAUAUUUCCAGAAAAAAUUAGUUCCCUCAUGGAGUGUGAUCAUGUGGGUCGGUAAAGUGUCCCCCAAUUCAAAGUGAUCCAGGUGGAUUUACGUUGGAAACACUACAUUGCAUCUGUUUGGUUAUAAAAAGAAUAUUAGCAUGACUAAUAAUGUCUGAUGUAAAACAUAGAAAUAUCAUUUAGCCAGCAGUUUUUUUGCUGUGUGUGUGCGUGUGUGUGUGUUUGUGCGUGCGUGUGUUUGGAAGACAUUAAAACAUUCAUGUCAAACUGUUUUGUUUGCAAGUGUUACAUGUUCUACGGGUUCCAUAUGUCCACUCAUAUCCUUGAUUCAUAUUUAUCACAGAAUUGUAUACGGUUUGGCUAGGUACGAGUGUGGGAUCAGUUGCACUGAUAAAAAACAUAUCUUGGAUUUGUAUGUUCAUGACCCGGGUGAAUGUUUUUUGUAUGCGUGGCACUUCAAUGAGUAACCAUCUAUUCACACUUCUGUAUCAAAUAACUUAUUGCUUAAAAAAAACGAUAUACAUUGACAUUGAA
This is a messenger RNA of Gadus macrocephalus (Pacific cod), 5509 nucleotides long. RefSeq names its product rabaptin, RAB GTPase binding effector protein 1 (gene rabep1). The transcript is spliced from 18 exons. Gene Ontology annotation, biological process: endocytosis. Gene Ontology annotation, cellular component: intracellular membrane-bounded organelle. The record is from RefSeq and is a predicted model, not a curated record. Gene Ontology annotation, molecular function: growth factor activity; GTPase activator activity. The coding region runs from base 124 to 2685 and encodes 853 amino acids. NCBI's taxonomy places the organism in Eukaryota, Metazoa, Chordata, Actinopteri, Gadiformes, Gadidae.